Molecule: messenger RNA, 1350 nt
Organism: Paramecium pentaurelia
Lineage: Eukaryota; Ciliophora; Oligohymenophorea; Peniculida; Parameciidae
Source: the annotation of a GenBank genome assembly
AUGGGUGUUGUUUGUUCAGGAAAUAAGAGAAAUGAAUAAUUACUGUAAGUAUUAUUGUAAAGAUUAGAUUACAUGUUGAUGUUUACAUAUGGAAAGAGAAGGAAAAGAAAUACCAUCUCUAUGAUUACUCAAGUCAUGAAUCCCAUUAUUAGUAAUUAUAGUUGAUUUAAGACACUAAAUUAUGCAAAUAUGGAGAAAAUAUAUUAGCUGUUCAACCCAAUGUAUCUAACAUUAAUUUAAUCAUAGUAAACAAUAGAAGGAGCAUAAGAGUUGUUUGUAAUUAAAGAAAAAGUCUUGAGACCCAUUACAGAGAUAUGGUCAAUAAUUAGGAAUGAUUAAGUAAAUGGAGUUCCUGUGACGAAUGUAUAUAUAAAUUUGUAUGAAAGAGAGUUUAACUAUUUCCUGGAUAAACCAUAAGACUAGGAAGAGUUAAAAUCAUAUUAUGGGAAGCUUGUUUUAAUUAGGCUAUGGCAACAGAGGAAAGUGAAAAAGAUAAGGAUGAAGAUGCUAAUGGAUUAGAUGAUAGUGAGAACAGCAAUGCCGAAAAUUCAUGUCGAAUAUGUAUGAGUAAAGUAGGAACUAUUUAAAAUCCAUUGAUAAAUCCGUGCCUAUGUAACGAGUAUAACCUAAAUAUAUUGCAGGUUCUGGAUCUGUCAAAUACAUACACAUUAAAUGUCUUUAAUAGUGGAUACACAAUAAAUUCAAAAUUAGAGAACUCAAUAAUAUUGUACUUUAUUUUUGGUCCAAUCUAAUUUGUGAGAUAUGUAAAGAAUAAUAUAAAUGUAAAUCAUUAUAUUAAUACAUACAUUAGUGGAAUAUAAGUUUAAAAAUAGAAAAUAUCAUUUAAUUGAUAUUCCUAGACCAAAAGAAGCAUAUUUUAUAUUUUGGAUUAGUCAUAUUGAUAAAAAUAAAGAGAAAGGAUUAUAUGUGAUCAAUUUAAAUGGAAGAAGCAAUAUUAAGAUUGGUAGAGUAUAAGAGAAUGAUAUUAAAUUGCAAGAUAUUAGUGUAUCUAGAAAUCAUGCACUCAUAACAUUUAAUAGAGAAGAUGAAUCAAUCUAUUUAGAAGAUUUAGGUAGUAAAUUUGGAACACUUUUAUAAAUUGAUCAAUUAAAAUUAGACAGUAAAUCAAUCAUUUAAGUUGCAAAUUCUGUGUUUAUUUUUGAUUAUUUAAAAAAGAAUUAAAAACAUUAUGAAUUACCUAGUUUCUACAAAGUAAUCGAAAAGGAAACACUAUAGCAACCAUAAGUAAGGAGAUGAAAAUUUAAUUAAUUUAGGAUUGUGUGGAAGAUGAUGUAUUAGUCAAUGUGGAUAAUAACUAGUAUUUAAGUGGAGAUAAUGAAGCACCUUGAU